This is a messenger RNA of Morone saxatilis (striped sea-bass), 2702 nucleotides long. RefSeq names its product desmin-like. The record is from RefSeq and is a predicted model, not a curated record. NCBI's taxonomy places the organism in Eukaryota, Metazoa, Chordata, Actinopteri, Moronidae. Gene Ontology annotation, cellular component: intermediate filament; cell-cell junction; Z disc. The coding region runs from base 85 to 2631 and encodes 848 amino acids. The transcript is spliced from 17 exons. Gene Ontology annotation, biological process: skeletal muscle organ development.
AACUACAAAUAGCCAAGGGCAGCAAGUCUUUCCUCAGUGCUCCCGUCUGCUGCAGCCCUCACCAGGCUCUCCUCGUCCUCCAACAUGGCCUCCUACAGCUCCUCAGCCCAAACCGCCUCCUCCUACCGCCGCCACUUCGGCCACGGCACCUACGCCUCGCCCUCCCUCAACCGCUCGCUGCAGGGCCAUGGUGCUGGCGGUGGGGCUCACGUCUCCUCCAGGGUCUACGAGGUGACCCGGAGCAGCGCGACACCAGCCUACCGGGUCUCCUCCGGCUACUACGGCAAGCCCCUGUUGGCUUCCCGGGCUUCAGUCGGGCGCUCUUACGCCGGCAUGGGCGAGACGCUGGACUUCAGCCUGGCCGACGCCCUCAACCAGGAGUUCUUGACCACGCGGACCAAUGAGAAGGUAGAGCUGCAGCACCUGAACGACCGCUUCGCCAGCUACAUCGAGAAGGUCCGCUUCCUGGAGCAGCAGAACCAGGUGCUGGCGGUGGAGGUGGAGCGACUGCGUGGGCGUGAGCCGACACGCAUCGCCGACCUGUACGAGGAGGAGAUGAGCGAGCUGAGGAGGCAGGUGGAGAUCCUGACCAAUCAGAGGUCACGCGUCGAGGUGGAGCGGGACAACCUAGCCGACGACCUGGACAAGCUCAAACUCAGACUCCAGGAAGAGAUCCUCCAAAAAGAGGACGCAGAAAACAACCUGGCUGCUUUCAGGGCGGAUGUGGACGCUGCCACUCUGGCCCGUCUGGACCUGGAGAGACGCAUCGAGACGCUUCAGGAGGAGAUCGCCUUCCUGAAGAAGAUCCAUGAAGAGGAGAUCCGCGAGCUGCAGGCGCAGAUGCAGGAGACUCAGGUGCAGAUCCAGAUGGACAUGUCCAAGCCGGACCUGACGGCAGCGCUGAGAGACAUUAGAGCCCAGUACGAGGGCAUCGCCGCCAAGAACAUCGCCGAGGCUGAGGACUGGUACAAGUCAAAGGUAACCGACCUGAACCAGGCAGUGAGUAAGAACAACGAGGCGCUGAAGCAGGCCCGGCAGGAGACCAUGGAGUUUAGACACCAGAUCCAGUCCUACACCUGCGAGAUUGACUCGCUCAAAGGCACCAAUGAGUCCCUGAUGAGGCAGAUGAGAGACAUGGAGGACCGCCACGGGGUCGAGGCCGGCCGCUUCCAGGAUAACAUCGCCCGGCUGGAGGCGGAAAUCGCCAACAUGAAGGACGAGAUGGCGCGCCACCUCCGCGAGUACCAGGACCUGCUCAAUGUCAAGAUGGCGCUGGAUGUGGAGAUCGCCACCUACAGGAAGCUGCUGGAAGGGGAGGAGAGCAGGAUUACCUUGCCUGUGCAGAGCUACUCCACCCUGAGCUUCCGAGAGACCAGUCCCGAGCACCAGCAGCGCUCCUCUGAGAUGCAUUCAAAGAAAACCGUCCUCAUCAAGACCAUCGAAACCCGCGAUGGAGAGGUUGUCAGCGAGUCGACGCAGCACCAGCAAGACAUCAUCUGUGACCUGUUUUGGAGCUACAUAGAUAGGUCGUCCUUUUCCUCCAACAUGGCCUUCCGUCCUCGGCGCUCUGACCGCAGUGGGGCCCAGAUGCUGGGAAUCAGCGAGGUCGAAGCCCUUAACCAGGAGUUCCUGACCACGCGGACCAAUGAGAAAGCAGUGCUGAAGCAGCUGAACGACCGCUUCGCCAACUACAUCGAGAAGGUCCGCUUCCUGGAGCAGCAGAACCAGGUGCUAGAGGGGGAGGUGGAGCAACUGCGUGGUGGCAGGCCGACACUCAUCAAAGACCUGUACGAGGAGGAGAUGAGCCAGCUGAAAAUGCAGUUGGACGACCUGACCCAUCAGAUGUCACGCAUUGAGGUGGAGCGGGAGAGUGAAGUGGAAAAGCUCAAAGACAGACUGCAGGAAGAGAUCGACCAAAAAAAGGAAGCAGAAAAAAGACUGGAGGGUUUAAGGGUGGAACGGGACACUGCCACUGUGAAUAGUCUGAGCCUGGAGAGACGCAUCAAGAGGCUUCAGGAGGAGAUCACCUUCCUGAGGAAGAUCUAUGAUGAGGAGAUCAGUGAGUUGCAGGAGCAGAUGCAUGGUACUCAGGUUCAGACCCAGGUGGACAUGUCCAAGCCGGACCUGACGGCAGCACUGAGAGAGAUCAGAACCCAGUACGAGGGCAUCGCCGCCAAGAACAUCACAGAGACCAAGGACUGCUACAAGUCAAUGGUGUCCGACCUGAAACAGACAGUGAGUAAUAAGAACACUGAACUGCAGCAGGCCCAGCAGCAAACCAAAGAGCUCAGAAAACAGAUCCAGUCCUACACCUGCGAGAUUGACUCGCUCAAAGGCACUAAUGAGUCCCUGAUGAUGCAGAUGAGAGACAUGGAGGACCGCCACGGGGUCGAGGCCGGCCGCUUCGAGGAUACCAUCGCCGGGCUGGAGGAGGAAAUCGCCAACAUGAAGGACGAGAUGGCGCGCCACCUCCACGAGUACCAGGACCUGCUCAAUGUCAAGAUGGCGCUGGAUAUGGAGAUCACCACCUACAGGAAGCUGCUGGAAGGGGAGGAGAGCAGGAUUAACUUGCUUGAGCAGAGCUCCUCCACCCCGAGUCAUCCAGGUACAAACACACCUGCUGUUUCCUGAAUGCACCACUAGAUGAUGCACGACUCUCUAACCAGCACAGGGUCUGGAGUGUGCACUUACCAACAAUGCAG